UGGUAGGCUACUUGUUCAUAUCUCUUCCCUCUUGGAAACGCAACUGCCUGAGAUUCACAGUCCGCUUCAUUACCUGAAGAUAGUCUGUCUAAAUCCUCGCGCAACUAGAUAAGCUCAAGCAACAUUAAUGGCAAGUUUACUUGGUUUCUUUGUCGUUUCUUCUCACACAAAACCUAUCAAGUUGGAAGGGAAAGACAAAUCCAAAACGAGCUAUGUAGGAUGAUGAGAGGAACAGAGCAUGACUCUUGUACAGAAAAAUAGGGGACACAUGCGUAUAUAGGCAGGCAUGACAGUGAGUUUCAGGCUAAACAUUAAUCAGGUGGGUGUGUGUGAGUGAUUUCAAGUCAUUGAUGGAAAAGAUGUAGACAUAUUAGCCAUUCUUCACAUGAUUACUGUCCCACUCCCAAACACAAAACAAAAGCACUCAAGUACUCCUCCACUAGUAACACUUGGUGCAUAUAUCAGUUAGAAAAUUUCUUCCUUCUCUCUCUCUACAACCUGUAGUCUCAAGCUGUCUAUAAAUUGGACAUGAAUGGGGCUGCUGCAAUUCCAAGCAUGAGCAAGAGAAGAGAUUCAUUAGACACAGGCAUGGAGUGCUCUAAUGGAGCUGCAGCAACUCUCAGAGAUGUUUCUCUUCAGGAAAUUAGCAGAAGGCUUGCUGAGUUUGCUGAGCUCAGAGGAUGGGAUCAGUAUCACAGUCCUAGAAACCUGCUUUUAGCUCUUGUAGGAGAAGUGGGAGAGCUAUCUGAGAUAUUCCAGUGGAAAGGAGAAGUAGAAAAGGGCUUACCCAAUUGGAGUAGAGAUGAUAAAGAGCAUUUAGAAGAAGAACUUUCUGAUGUUCUGCUCUAUCUGGUUCGUCUUGCAGAUGUGUGUGGCCUUGAUCUUGGUCAAGCUGCUCUCACUAAGAUUGUCAAGAAUGCCAAGAAAUAUCCUGUUAAAAUCCAAACAACCAACAAAGCUUCUUCUUAGAUACAUGUAAUGUAAUGUAAUAGCUAGAUGUGUCAUGGAUGAAUGAAUGAGCUAAUAAAGAUUUAUCAGAGGUGGUUGUUUUAGGCAAGAAAAAUUUACCGAGGCACCUAGUUUCAUGAGCUUUCAUUAGUUGUUUGGAGUUCUAGGGAAUUUCACAGAAAUCCACCUACCUGCGCAAUUAGUUUAUGAGCAUUCACUGUCGUUUUCUUAAUGUGUCUGUGAUGUUUAUGAAAGUGGGCAUCUCUGUAAUUUUCCUUUUUGUUUGUUGUUGUUUUAACUUGCCUUUCUUUUAAAGUUGUGGAGGUUGAGAGUUGAAACUGAGUCCACCUAUUCCUUUACCCCUUUGUCAGGAAUCAGUUCAAGAUGUAAAAGAAAAUUGGUCUUUCUGUUA
Prosopis cineraria is the source of this 1360-nucleotide messenger RNA. RefSeq lists its product as uncharacterized. Gene Ontology annotation, biological process: nucleoside triphosphate catabolic process. Lineage: Eukaryota; Viridiplantae; Streptophyta; Magnoliopsida; Fabales; Fabaceae. Bases 529 to 969 code for a protein of 146 amino acids. The record is from RefSeq and is a predicted model, not a curated record. Gene Ontology annotation, molecular function: nucleoside triphosphate diphosphatase activity. The transcript is spliced from 2 exons.